This is a messenger RNA of Lipotes vexillifer (Yangtze River dolphin), 1104 nucleotides long. It is a transcript of the gene CCDC68, whose product is annotated as coiled-coil domain containing 68. Bases 97 to 1104 code for a protein of 335 amino acids. Lineage: Eukaryota; Metazoa; Chordata; Mammalia; Artiodactyla; Lipotidae. The record is from RefSeq and is a predicted model, not a curated record. The transcript is spliced from 11 exons. Gene Ontology annotation, biological process: intracellular signal transduction. Gene Ontology annotation, cellular component: intracellular anatomical structure.
UAAUGUGAUAGAAACACUCUUGAUCUUGGUGUCCAAAAGACGAAGGUUUGAGUUUCAGCUCUGUUAGUUUUACUGUGAUCUUGGCUGGGCUUCACAAUGACAGCAGUAACAGCGACCACGACAGUUCCCCUGAAGGGGAAGACAGAAGAUAAUUCUGCCUCGUAUGAGUCCACAUCAGCUCACAUUAUUGAAGAAACCGAAUAUGUGAAAAAGAUUCGAACUACUUUGGAAAAGAUCCGAAAUCAAAUAUUUAAAGAUGAAGUAAGACAUAAUAGUACAAAUCACAAACAAGAUGCAAAGCACUGUCGACACGUUCAAAAUGGCUUUGACUCUGAAAUGGAUCCCUCUUGUUGCAGUUUGGAUGUCCUCAUGGAAAGGAUAAAAGGAAAAGACCUAGAGCUCUUAGAAAUGAACAAAGAGAAUGAAGUGUUGAAAAUCAAGCUCGAAGCCUCCAGAGAAGCAGGAGCAGUGGCUCUGAGAAAUGUGGCCCAGAGAUUAUUUGAAAACUAUCAAACACAGUCUAAAGAAGUUAGCAAGAAGCAUGAGGACAGUAGACACUUACUCCAGGUUAACACACUUGAAAAAGAACAGAAAUUGAAACAACGUGUUGAAAAUCUGAAUCAAAUUGCUGAAAAGCUUGAAGAAAGACAUAAUCAAAUCACAGAACUGGAGAAUCUUGUACAGAGAAUGGAACAGGAAAAGAGGACACUGCUAGAAAAAAAACUGUCUUUGGAAAACAAGCUGCUGCAUCUCAAAUCCAACGCUACAUAUGCUAAAAGUUGCCAGGAUCUUCAAAAGGAGAUUUCCCUCCUCCAGGAGCAGAUCUCUCAUCUGCAGUUUGUGAUUCACUCCCAGCAUCAGAACCUGCGCAGUGUCAUCCAGGAGAUGGAAGGCUUAAAAAAUAAUUUAAAAGAACAAGAUAAAAGAAUUGAAGAUCUGAAAGAAAAAGUUAACAUACUUGAAGCCCAGAACAAAGAACUAAAAACCAAGGUGGCACUUUGGUCUGAAAUUCCUAGGCCGAAGGUAUCCAAGGCCGUCUCUACAAGUGAAUUGAAGACUGAAAGCAUGACCCCAUAUUUGAUGUUGGUUAGGCUACGGAAGUGA